Messenger RNA from Cadophora gregata, 879 nucleotides. RefSeq lists its product as uncharacterized. The record is from RefSeq and is a predicted model, not a curated record. Bases 1 to 879 code for a protein of 292 amino acids. The transcript has a single exon. NCBI's taxonomy places the organism in Eukaryota, Fungi, Ascomycota, Leotiomycetes, Helotiales, Ploettnerulaceae.
AUGUCUACCACAGCCCAAACCACCACCUCAAACCCAUCUCCCAAAGUCUGGUUCAUAACCGGCUGCUCCUCCGGCUUCGGCUCCACCAUCGCAACCCUCGCCCUCGCCCGCGGCGACACCGUAAUAGCCACCGCCCGCAACCCCUCCAAACUAACACACCUCUCCACCCUCGGCGCCACCACCCUCGCACUAGACGUGACAUCCCCAGAGCCAGUCAUCACCUCCAUCAUCUCAACCGCCAUCGCCAAACACCACCGCAUCGACAUCCUCGUCAACAACGCCGGCGCCGUGCUCGAAGGCGCCAUAGAAGAGACCUCCGACGCUGAAGCCAAGGCGAGUUUCGCCGUGAAUGUAUUCGGCACUCUGGCUGUGACGAGAGCUGUCUUGCCGUACAUGCGGGAAGCGAGAUCUGGUGUGAUCGCUGGGCUGGGAAGUGUAGGCGGUUGGCAUGGGAGUGUAGGGUGUGGAGUGUAUUGCUCUACGAAGUGGGCGUUGGCGGGGAUCUUUGAUGCGUUGAAGCGGGAGGUGGAGCAUUUGGGGAUUGAGGUGACCUUGAUUGAGCCGGGGUAUUUUAGGACGGAUUUGCUGGCGGCGGGGAAUAAGGUCGUGGCGGCGAGGGUGAUUGAUGAUCUUAAGCCGGUGAUGGAGCCGUUGAGGAGGGCGUUCGAGGAUUAUAACCAUAAUCAGCCUGGGGACCCGGUGAAGGGGAGUCAGUUGAUUGUGGAGGCUUUGACGCAUUCGGGGCGGUGUGAGGGGAAGACGUUGCCGUGGAGGUUGGGAAUGGGGAGUGACUAUGUGGCCACUGUUGAAGGAAUCCUGGAAGCUGAGAAAAAAGGGUUGGAGGAAUGGAAGGAGUUGAGUCUGAGUACUGAUUUUUGA